AUGGGUUUUGGUAUUAGAUGGAGGACCUGGGUAAAGGAAUGUGUGACUACAGCAUCUAUGUCAGUGUUGAUCAAUGGGUCACCAACCAAGCCGUUCAAGAUGGAGAGGGGCCUCAAACAAGGCGAUCCUCUCUCUCCUUUCCUGUUUGUUCUCGUUGAUGACGUUUUGCACAGGAUGGUGGGGGAGGCGGUUAGAAAUAGUAGAAUAUCUCCACUGCUGGUGGGAAGGGACAAUAUAGAAUUGUCGCAUCUCCAAUUUGCAGACGACACCAUCUUAUUUUAUCCACAGGAAACAGAGACGCUAGUGAAUUACAAGAGGCUCCUACGUUGUUUUGAGUUAAUGUCAGGCCUGAGUAUCAACUUUGAAAAAUCGAGCCUAAUUUCAGUCAACUCUGAGAAGGAAUGGGUGACGAGUAUGUGUGGUCUGUUGGGUUGUGGCGAAGCGAUAUUACCUGUCAGCCUGCCGGUUUACUACUUAAGCUUGUAUAAGAUGCCAAAGGGGGUUGCAGAAAAGAUCAUUGGGCUUCAAAGAAGGUUCCUGUGGAGUAAAGAAGAUGGGAAUAACGGGAUACCACUGGUGAAAUGGGAGGUAGUUCAGGCUCUGAAAAAGCUAGGAGUUGGACCCAACUUUAAUGUUAUCAAACCAACCUUUGCCAUCAAGAGGGGGCCGUGGAAAGAUAUUUGCCAGCUUAAUAUUAAGGAGCAACAGGCAAGAGAUAUGAUGAUCAGGGGUCUGUCGAUGGAGGUGGGAAAUGGUAGGAACAUUCGUUUUUGGGAGGAUGAGUGGUUACAAGAUGGCUCUUUGAAAGAAUGUUUUCCAAGACUCUUCUCUGUUUCAAAUCAACAAGGAUCCGUAAUAGGGGAAUGUGGGUUUUGGGAUGGGCUAGAGUGGGUGCUACAAAAUGAGACUCUCCCAGACGACAUCACGAGUUACAACUUCACAAGCUCCAUUUGGAGAGGCUUGGUUCCUCCAAGAGUUGAACUCUUUGCUUGGUUUGUGCUAGUAGGCAGGGUGUGGUGUGCAUGGCUGACGUUUUUUGAUAGAGCUUGGGCCAUCCCGGGAACCACUAAAGAGUUUUAUGAGAGCUGGAUCGAAGCAAUAGGUAGGAAGUCUGAGCAAAGAAAAUGGCUGAUAGAAUUCUGUGCGGUUAUUUGGAACAUCUGGUUGGAGCAGAAUAACAGAGUUUUUCAGCAGGUAGAGACAAAUGUUGAAGGAUUAAAGAUCAUGUCCUUCUUGAGUUACAAGGAAUGGUGUGGAGUCGAUCCGUUUGGUUGUUGA
Molecule: messenger RNA, 1278 nt
Organism: Arachis duranensis
Lineage: Eukaryota; Viridiplantae; Streptophyta; Magnoliopsida; Fabales; Fabaceae
Exons: 5
Coding region: 1-1278 (425 amino acids)
Source: RefSeq, a predicted model, not a curated record